CGUUUUGGAAGAUUGCUCGUCGGAAGUGGCCAUGGGAGCGAUGCCGAGGUGACAUGCAAGGUGGCUCCGUGGAAUGCCGCCUGGACAGCGCAAACGACCUGGCAACUCUCUUGCUCGCACUGACGCUGCGGGAAAAGGACCAGAAAGACCAGCGAGUGAUUUGCGAGGGUGCAGCUGGGCUGCAUUUCCUGCCGACGGGCGCCUGGCUUCCGACGCUGCUUGAAGUCCGCGCUGCCAAAAAGGCCAGUCAGAACGGAUUGAAGUUCACCGCGCAGAGUGCUGGGAAGGAUGUGGCGGUGCAGGGCUGGAUCUUCAAGGAUGCCUUUGCCGAGUACAAGUUUGACGGUGCAGGCCAUGAGCACCUGCACAUGAAGCUGCCCGUCGCCCCUCUGCUCAGCUGCCUUACCAUUUUCUCCGAGCGAGCGGCCUUGACCAUGAGGCGCCUGCAGACAUGCUAUGCGGACACCAAGUUCAGGAAGCACGGCCAUGGCACUGUGGGAGCAGAACCCUGACUCACUGACUUACUAUUAUUCGCGCAAGCUGGAUGUUGGUCAAAAUGUUGGAAAUGCUAAGCUUCAGUCGGGUCACCUUUUUCAGACGUUCCAUUUGCAUCCUUCCCCGCCGU
This is a messenger RNA of Effrenium voratum, 625 nucleotides long. NCBI's taxonomy places the organism in Eukaryota, Dinophyceae, Suessiales, Symbiodiniaceae. The record is from the annotation of a GenBank genome assembly.